Messenger RNA from Amorphotheca resinae ATCC 22711, 1031 nucleotides. RefSeq lists its product as hypothetical. The transcript has 2 exons. The record is from RefSeq and is a predicted model, not a curated record. NCBI's taxonomy places the organism in Eukaryota, Fungi, Ascomycota, Leotiomycetes, Helotiales, Amorphothecaceae. Gene Ontology annotation, molecular function: oxidoreductase activity. The coding region runs from base 84 to 836 and encodes 250 amino acids.
CGUCGUUCUCUCCUCCUCCCAUCGUAGCUCCACCAUCGAGAUCUUCUUACCCGUCCAUCCCUCCCUCCCGCCGCUCUCCAAACAUGUCUAUGCAAGACAAGAUCAUCGCCAUCACCGGCGGCGCAUCAGGCAUCGGCCUCGCGACCGCCAAACUCCUCUCCAGCCGCGGCGCCACCGUCUGCAUCGCCGACGUUGACCCUUCCGCUCUCUCCGCUGCCGCGUCGCACUUCAGCUCCCUAAACGUGCCCUUCACCACAACGCGAGUCGACGUAUCGCAGCGCGCCGAGGUCGAGAGCUGGAUUGACGGCAUCGUCGCGCAGCACGGCCGUCUUGACGGCGCCGCCAACUGUGCCGGCAUCAUUGGCAAGCACCACGGCACACGCACCAUCGCGGACCUCGACGACGACGAGUGGCAGCGCAUCCUGGCUGUCAACCUCACGGGCAUCAUGUACUGUCUACGUGCGGAGCUGCGGAAGAUCGCGGAUUCCGGGUCCAUUGUGAAUAUCUCCUCUGUCCAGGGCCUGAUGGGAUUCGCAGGCUCUGGCGCCUACGUCGCCAGCAAGCACGGCGUCAUCGGGCUUACGCGCAGCGCCGCCCAAGAAGUCGGCCACCGCUCUAUCCGCGUGAACGCCGUAGCGCCGGGCUCCAUCGCGACGCCCCUAUUACUAAACUGGGCACAAAGCACCAAUGAGCCAGAGAUCCAAAACCUCCCGUCGGCGAUCAAGAGACUCGGAACCGCCGAGGAGGUCGCGGCCGUGGUAGCGUUCCUGCUGGGCCCGGAGAGCGCCUAUGUUAGUGGCUCUGUGUAUAGCGUGGAUGGGGGCUGGGAUCGAUAAGGGAGGAGGGGGGUGGGUUUGGAGAGGGCUUGGUUUGGGAUAAGGAUUGAGAUGAGAGAGAGAUACCUCUGAUAUACAUACCCGGCCGGGUUUCUUAACAAAAGGUAGGUAGGUACCUUACCUACUACCUAAGUACAUAGUUUCGAGAAUCGAAAGGCGCUUCUCGCUUAAUAAAAAGGGGGUCAAGCCGCUCAC